AUGGCGGAUCCUGGGGAAACGAGACUUGCUAAGCGGCAGAAGCUCCUUGCUUGCCAGCGCUGCCGCUACCGCAAGCAAAAGUGUACCGAGGAGCGGCCUUGUGAGAAUUGUAUCCAGUCAGGCACUCAGUCAGCAUCCUCGAAACUAGCAUUGGAGCCAGACUACGUCCAACGCUUGGAGGAACGUGUUGCACAAUUAGAAUCCCUUGUCCCGCAGGAAAGUCUCGAUCAUAUUCACACCAGACCCCCGGAUGAACCGGCUACAUCGAGAAUAAGGACGACACCGAACGACAACAGCCCCGGACGACAUCUGCAGGGCCCUGGCUCCGCCCAUAGCCGCGAUGACGACCAUCGGACUAGGUCCAGCCGGCUAGAGUGGCCUAGCAAUCAAGAAUUCUCCUUGAUCAAUUCUAACCUAAUGCCUACAGCCCAGAGCACUCUAGAUAGCCUCGGUUCCCACUUAUUCGAGGCCAUCACAGGAAUUCCAACCCAACACGCGCGACGAGAAGAGCCAACGCCCGAAGCAUUGGAUCUAGACUCAGACCUAGAGCGCUUUCUCAUCCAGACAUACUUCGAGAUGGCGCAUUCGCAGUAUCCCUUGCUCCUCAGACACGAAUUUCUAGGUUGGGCCGACUCAUGGAGGCGCGGUAAAAGAGCCUGCCCGCCAGAAGAGCAGUGGAAGGGUUUCAUGGUCUACUCGAUCGCAUUUCUCAUGGCCAAGCGACGCAUUAAUGGCCCUAUGAGGUCCGAGCACCGCAGGAGAGUAUUCUGGUGUGCCUAUGGCAUCGAUCGUGCCAUUUGCAGCACAUAUGAUCUUCCAAGUUGCAUCUCAGAUAGCUAUAUCACUGUCCCCAUAUUCGAUAACAUCGAUGACAACACGCUCCUUGACAUAAGUACAUCCACAGAGUCACAAAGCAUCGAGCCUGUGACGUCGCCAACCAAUGUCUCACCGGCCCUUUAUGUACUUGUCGGCCGCCAAAUUGAGUCGGAGAUCCAGGACAUGAUGCUGCAUAAGGACUACAGCGAACACUCGGACGCCGUAAGCGCUUGGCGCGUACAAAUCAGCGAGAGGCUCAAGGAAUGGGACCGGGAUUCUGCCGCUCUGUCACACCCAUCGCAGACGGGCUACACGAGCUCGCGAUGGCUGAAGAUGAUCUACUACUACAACAUCGUCACGCUCUACCGGCCCACGCGAGGUAUGGCGCAAGGUGUCGCUGGCGACUUGUCGGUGCAAGCCUGCUGUCAUGCGCUCCUCUUGUUCCGGAGGUUCCAGAUGGCAAGGGAGAUUGCAAAGCCAUGGCUUGGGAUCGGAGUCACUCUGCUCUACUGCUUCUAUGCCACGCCGAUUGCUCUCUGGCGACCAUCGUACAAGUCCGCUGAUGUCCCCGAUGCCAUCCGUGCUUGCUCAAGCACGCUUGCCAUUAUGGCCGACCGGUGGACCGAGGCCGAGUGCCUGCGAGACGUCUUUGACAUUCUGGCGCGCGAGCUGAUGAGUGCCGCUGGGCGCAGGAACAUCCUUGAGGAGAACUGGCAGCAGAUGAGCGAGAUCGUGAUCCAUAGGUCGACUUUGAGGAUGAUUCGUGAGAUGGCGACCGAGUGCUUCGUGUCUGAGGUAGAGCUUGGUAACUACGAGCAGCUACACCCCGACGCUGGUCUGGAUGCAGAAGCUGCCGUAUUGCUCAUCGACGCAAUGGACCUUCAAUGGGUGAAUGCUGCACACCCACCGCCGCUGGAAAUGGGGCAGGGUUUUAGCUACUUUCAGCUGUAA
Messenger RNA from Fusarium vanettenii 77-13-4, 1767 nucleotides. RefSeq lists its product as uncharacterized. Gene Ontology annotation, biological process: DNA-templated transcription; positive regulation of transcription by RNA polymerase II. Gene Ontology annotation, molecular function: DNA-binding transcription factor activity, RNA polymerase II-specific; sequence-specific DNA binding; zinc ion binding. Bases 1 to 1767 code for a protein of 588 amino acids. The record is from RefSeq and is a predicted model, not a curated record. Lineage: Eukaryota; Fungi; Ascomycota; Sordariomycetes; Hypocreales; Nectriaceae. The transcript has 9 exons.